AAUUUCCAGGUAGUUCAUAUUCAGAGUUCAUACUUCUCUAAUUUCCCUCUCCUCUGCAACCUUCUCAUCCAAAAUCCAAUCUUUCCGUCUUCGAAUUUUUUCUUCAAUUAAAUCCUAGAAUUUGAAGAUAAUGGAUUCGCUUUCCCUAUCCCUCUCGACUACCCUAUAUUCUUCCUCACCUUCUCUCAGGCCUUUCCACAAACACUCUUCGACUUCAGUUUCCGUUCCUCUUACUCACAAGUAUCCCAUCGUCCCUUUGAAAUGUUCUCACAGACCCAGUUCCGGAACCCGGGCCCUUAAUUUGAAUUCCAAUGAUUUCAUUACUAGUAGCCCUGAAAAUGCUGGGUUUUGGGCUACUGCGCCACCGCAGACUCCAGCAACGGCCAUGAGGGGGGCUGAGGCUGAUGCAAUGGGGCUUUUGUUUAAGGAAAGGAUUGUAUUUUUGGGUAGUAGUAUUGAUGAUUUUGUGGCUGAUGCUAUUAUUAGUCAGCUAAUGUUGUUGGACGCCCAAGACCACACUAAAGAUAUUCGGCUAUUUAUUAAUUCCACUGGUGGUUCUCUCAGUGCUACAAUGGCUAUCUUUGAUGUUGUGCGACUGGUGAGGGCUGAUGUUUCAACCAUUGCACUCGGUAUUGCAGCAUCAACAGCUUCUAUAAUCCUAGGUGGUGGCACCAAAGGCAAGCGUUUGGCUAUGCCAAAUGCUAGAAUUAUGAUACAUCAGCCACUUGGAGGUGCUAGUGGGCAAGCAAUUGAUGUUGAAAUUCAAGCUAGAGAAAUCAUGCAUAACAAGAACAAUGUAAUAAAGAUUGUGUCUGAUUUCACUGGUCGAUCAGUCGAACAGGUUGAAAAGGAUAUUGACAGGGAUCGUUAUCUCUCACCAAUUGAGGCAGUUGAAUAUGGCAUCAUUGAUGGGGUUAUUGAUAAAGACAGCAUCAUCCCUCUUGUACCACUUCCUGAAAGGGUUAAACCGUCAAUUUUAAAUUAUGAGGAGAUCAGCAAAGAUCCCAGAAAAUUUUUGACACCGGAAAUCCCUGACGACGAAAUAUACUAGUUGUAACUUUACGGGUAAGUUGGAUUUCAUUUAUAUAAUCUUAUGGAUUCACCAGAAGUUUCAUUUCCGUCUAGUCUUUUGUGUUCUCAACAAUAUGAAAUCACUCACAUUCUUGGAAGAAAGAGUGAACUAAUGCUUGCAUCUGUCCAGUUGUUGGAGGAAAUAAUGUUUCUUGUUUGAUGACUUGGCUAAAAGCUGUGGUACUAGUCUUUAUUUUACAAUAAAUUACGAAUCUUCCCUUUUUUUUCUUGCUGUUUGUAUGUUGAUGGUGUAGAAGCAUGAUACAGAUCUCCCGAGGCCUUUUGAUUAGACCCAUCAAAUUCUUAAAGUAUUGCAAAUGGAAGAUACUCUGAAGAUUUUUGUUUACCUGGAAUGUAACAUGCCAAUAUUUGGUGAAUCAAUAUUGUUAUGUGGGUUGUAACAGGGUGGUUAUUUUCGUACUGUAGUGUGGUCGGCAUCAUUGAUUUGUUUGGAAUUCUUUUCUCACCCUUAGAACAAUUUAUAUUGGUGGCUAAGAUGCUUGCAGAAACAUAAUGUGGUUUUUAACUACUAUUGUACGGAUUCUCCUGUUUGUUAUGUUAAGUUCAUUACUCAGAAUAGGGCUAAGUGGAUCAUAGGUGCUUGCGUACUGGAACUUUACAUGUUGAAUGACUACAGAAACUGCUACACUGCUGUCUUUAGUGGUAGUCAAAGUUGGCAUAUUAAAAUACACUCGCUGUGUUGAAAAUACGUCCUGAGAAGGUUAUCGACUGACCCCUGCAGGACAAAACUUGCUUUCAGAUUUUUAAGAAGCUGAGCUGGGCACGUUAUUCUGUAUCAAAGUUGAGAGUUUAACAGUUCAGCGGGUGCUCUGGCUUUAUUUCUGCUGUGUUGACAAAGACAGCACAAUCCUACUUUAAAUGGUGAAGUUUUCAUUGAAGUAAACAGCCGAAUGCAAAUAGCUCCCUUCAAUGUUCGAACUUGCAAAUUGCAAUUCCAGAUGAUGAUAGAUCUUGUAUGGAUGUAUUCUGCUCAUGAUUUAUUUUGUAGAACAUAGAAUAUUUAUGGUCUUGAAAGCUCAUUAUAACUUCAUUUGCUACGUUAAGACCCCUGUAAUGUAAUUCUUGUAAUGCCCGUGUUUUGAAUUUACGUAGUCGUAGAUGCAUCAUUGGUGCAGCCAACGGUUUCUUUUCAAUCAAUCCUUGUAUGAUGUAUAUCCUUUUUGGUCUGAGCUCACGAAACCAGUUGGGACGAUUUCUAAGGGAAGUAUCUGUAGCAAAGGAUUUGGAGUUAACUGGGUCCUUUUGGACUUAGGUGAGGUUCAAGAGAAAAACAUAUUGGGAUAGACAAUUAACUUUAUGUGUUGAUGAUGAUAAAUGAUCAAUGAUUCAAAGGGUUUCGCAAAUCGGGA
Messenger RNA from Oldenlandia corymbosa var. corymbosa, 2441 nucleotides. NCBI's taxonomy places the organism in Eukaryota, Viridiplantae, Streptophyta, Magnoliopsida, Gentianales, Rubiaceae. The record is from the annotation of a GenBank genome assembly.